Syngnathus acus (greater pipefish) is the source of this 3765-nucleotide messenger RNA. It is a transcript of the gene cfap70, whose product is annotated as cilia and flagella associated protein 70. Gene Ontology annotation, molecular function: protein binding. The transcript is spliced from 27 exons. Gene Ontology annotation, cellular component: extracellular exosome; motile cilium. NCBI's taxonomy places the organism in Eukaryota, Metazoa, Chordata, Actinopteri, Syngnathiformes, Syngnathidae. Gene Ontology annotation, biological process: cilium movement; cilium assembly. The record is from RefSeq and is a predicted model, not a curated record. The coding region runs from base 313 to 3552 and encodes 1079 amino acids.
GUUCCUAAGUUGCUUCUUGGUUAUAAUGGUGGUCUCUUGGACAAAACCAGUUGAAAACCCCUGAUGUAGAUGAAUGGGUGCACUUAAAAUUAAAUUUUAGGAAAGAAGCAGAUCAGAAUUAUUAGACAUCCAUCCAUUUUCUGAACUGCUUGCCCCCAUCACAGGCAUUAUCAGUAUGUGCGUUGUGGUAUUGUUUAAGAAGAACAAACAAUUAAAACUGCCAAGUUUAUCUCUCACUUAAUUUGUCCAUUUCUUAUCUCUAACGUAAGCAUGUCUUGGACAGCAAAAAGGUUACUUCACAGUUCACCUUAAAUGAUGGAGCUUUCUGGCAAAAAGCCAGAAAAUAUUUUGGACAUUAAAAUAACUAUCACUCGUGCGACUAACAUGCAUGGAAAGAAGGGAGGAAAUAUCCAAAGUUAUCUUCGGAUGGAAGUCAACGGUACGCUGUUGGGAGAGUCCGAAAAGCGAACAGUUGAUCCUGCAGCCCAGUACAUUGAGUAUGACUUCACUCAAAGUUUUCCCUGCGGCAAUGAAGUCCUGGCUCUCAGUGACAUACCUCAGAAACCAGUCGUAGUGACGUUGAUAGAGCUUGUUCCCGAGAAGAAAAAAGUGGAGGCAAAGUCAAUAGUCCUGGCCCAGGCAGUGAUUGACCUGCUACCUUUGCUGCAAGGUGAAUGCAGCUUUUCAUCCACAGUCUCACUGAAUGCACCAAAUGCUGCAGCAGAAAAGGGAAAUGUCACACCAACCGUUACCAAGCACCCGAUUUUGGAUGUGUGUGUCAGUGUGUCAGCUCCAUUGCUGACUGAAGAACAACUUGCAACUUCCAACCUAAUGAAGGUGUCUUUGGAGACGGCCUAUUCUCUCCCUGACACAUUUAAUCAGGGUUUUGGGUCAAUAGCACCUCCAUAUAUAUGCACCGCUAUAAUGGAGGUCCCAUGUACCGCAGAGAAAGACCAGCUAUUGUUGUUUAGUGAAGGACAGCCAAAGACAGGGGGGCACAGAGAAGACAACGGCCGACUGAGGAAGAGGCCGUAUAAUGCCCUCCUGGCUCCAGGGAACCAACUUUUGCCAGGAGCUUUUUUCUACUCUCAGCCCAUUGAUCAAGAAGAUGGCGAGCUUACUGGUCCAGAGGAUCUUGAGUUCCGUGAUGAAGCCGAGACCUUGCUGAACAGAGUGAGCUGGGACAUAGAAAUGCCCUGUUUUUUGGAUGCGGAAGGAGUUACCAGGUUACGUCAGAAGAUCACAGAGAGCAGAUUCUUUCCGCUUGAGAUCAUGAAGUUUGAAAAGUCAGGAGCAUCUUCCAAGCAAACAGAGGACGACCCGCAUAUCCCCUGUCACGGUGUGGCCUUUAUUGAUAUGGGCCGCUUACUUUACCCAGGAGUUACCCAUAUCCGAGGAGCAUACACUAUUCAACCUUACUCAAGCACUUUAUUACUUAGCAAGAGCAGGCGAAAUGUCAGUUUGUUGAAAGAGCAGUUAAAGCCUGGAAGCGGCAAAGAACGUUCUCCUGCAGCUCCAACUCCAGCUCCUGCUCCAACCCCAGCUCCACCUCCAGCUCCAGCUCCAGCCGCAACUCCGGCACCAGCUCCAGCUUCAGCUCCAGCAAAGGCUAAUACGGGGAAGUCCAAGGACCCCAAGGUUAAGGUUCCUAGCUCAGUUCAACUUGGAACAAGUGUCGUGACUGAUUCGAAUGAACCUGAUCACAUCCCUCCAGACAGGAAAGCAUAUCUGGAUUUCAGGACAUAUGUUAUAAUUGAAAUUACGCUAACAAAUUCACUAAUACCCAAAACGUCCUCAGAGGAGUUGGCAAGAAGGGUGAAAGCACUGAUCCCUCCAAGACCUCCAUCUUCUGGAGGACCUAACAGAGCUGAAAGGGCAGUACUUAACUUUCACAAGCAGGUGGGCAAUGUGGUAAAGCAUAUUUUGGAGCAGUAUGAGGAGUUGUUUGGAACAAGAGUCAAGUUGCCUAAUGACUGCAAUCGAGAGCAAAUGAUGGCCCAGCUCAUAGGAGCUCUUAAUGUGUCGGGGAGAUAUUUUGCCUUCAAAGAGCAAAUAAAGCCCGCUGUGGUAAGGUUUGUGCGUGACAAGAUACAGCAGACAGACACAUUUACUGAGCAACAAGAUCUACACGAAUUUGUCAGCAAGCUCUAUGUGGACCUGGUGGAUGAGAUGCACGUUGCUCUCAACAAAAUUUAUUCAAAAGGAAAUGAGGAUGACUCUCCUGAUGAGAUCCAUUUGAGUACCUCUCAUCUUCGUCAUUUUGCCCGAGAGGCUCAGCUCAUUGGGGAUUAUCAACUGGCUGUUCGCUACUACCAAGAGCUGGUUGUCAGGCAUCCUCGUGAUCCCUCUUACAAGUUUGAGUGGGGAAACCUUUAUAUGCAGACGGGAGAUUACAUGAAGGCUAAAAUGUGUUUCCAUGACGCUGUUGCAGUCCAGCAGUCCCACCAGCCCAGUCUGAUGAUGUGUGGUGUCCUGGCAGCCAUUUUUAAUGAUUUUGAGCAGGCUGAAACUUUCAUGGAACAAGCAGCUAGCAUAGAGCCUCCUAGUUUAGUGGCCUGGACUCUGCUGGGUUUGGUCCAGGACAGCCAGAACAAAUCCAUUUUAGCUGAGAGGGCUUUCCUGGAGGCCAAAAGCCUCCUGAAAGCAAAGGAAGCAAGCAAUCAGACACCAAAGGUGGAAGAGUUAGAGGUGGAUGAAGAAAGUGAGAAGCAGAAGGGCCAGGAGGAAGAUAAAAGCACUCUACCUGGAAGCCACUCUCCAAACACUGAGAAUGUUGAUUCUGCACAGAGUGAGCCUAAAGAAAAAGUCAUCUCCAAAUCCAUUUACACCGGGACCCUUGAGUUUCUAUUACACAACCAUGCCCUGGAGAUGGCAGAGCGUGCCCUUUCCAAGGAAUUGUCUUCAAAGGUUGAUCACAGAUUUCAUCUGGCCUGUGUGCAGUUUCUCAGAACUGAGUAUUGCAACGCCAUUGCAACUCUCAAGGAGGCGCUACUUCGCGUUGAGCCAGUUGCAGAUAUGUGGGCUCUGGAUGGUCACUGCCACUACUUGUGUGACUUAUAUGCUGACGCCCAGGGGAGUUACGAACGGAGCCUGGACUUCCCAGAACAGCCAUCAGACACUCACCUUGUGCUUCUCCGACUGGGAUCUAUUUACCUCCGGGAGGAGAAGUUUGAGCAAGCUAAAAUCACAUACCUACAAGCUUGUGAAAACUCUCCCUCCUGUCUCACCUGGUUGGGCCUGGGUAUCUCCUGUUACAGGUUGGACGAAUUUGAGAUCGCUGAAGAAGCUUUGACAGAGGCCAACCAUUUGAACAACCAGAACGCUGAGGUGUGGGCCUACUUGGCACUGAUUUGCCUCAGGUUUGACAGGAAAGAGGAGGCAACAUUGUUCUACAAAUACGCUAUCAGGUUCAACCUGAAGAACACAUUGCUUCACAAGGAGGUGAAAGAACUGCAGGAUCAGGCCCAAACUCGUCCUCUGGCAUCAUGCUUUGAACCGCACUUGGUGGUUUCAGGCUUGGGAGCAAACACAAAACAAACCCCACAUCUAUAAUAUGAAAUUGGAAAUUCUACUGGAGUCAACUGUUUUCCUUAAAACACGUACCGUUUUUUAAUCGAAUAACCUACAAUGGUCUUUGGUAAAUUUAACUGUAAUUGAAUAACAUUCUCUGUAUUGUUUAGAAAAUAUCAUAUAAAAUGGACCCAUUUACUGGCCACACUCUUCUCAUGGAACUCACAUAAAGAAAAGACAUUUUGAACACAACAC